UAAUUAUGAAAUUGGUAGUUGGUUUGUUGUUUAUUUUGAUGUUAUGAUCGCCUAUGUUGUUGUUUACUGGCGCCAUAAAGAUAGCUUCCUAAAAUAGAGUUGCAAGAAAAUUAUCUGGUCCUGCACAAAAAAUAUUUCAUGAACACUUCCUAAUUAGGAAAUUUUUCUUAUGAAUUGCAUUUAUAUCAAAUAAUUCUAACAAUAACUAAAAAAUUCCUAAAAUUGUCAAAAAGGUUUUGAAGUGUUUAUAGCACAUAUGUAGUGAAUCUCAUGGUAAGAAGGUUUAAAAGUGGAUUGGUAUCCAGCCCUCCUGUGAAAUUGACGUUUCGAUCUUUUUCUUUCAUCAUAUCCAUAAUUUACGUUCAUUUCUGGUGCUAAUAUCUCUAAUUUAUUCAAACAAAAAGAUGAGGUUAACGUCACUAAUAUCACUUGCUGUUGGAUUCACUGCAACACUUGUGAAUUCAGCACCAACUGGUGGUUCACUGGCAUUAGUGGAACAAUCAGUCAAUCCAUUCAAUAUGGACGAUGCAUUACUUCAAUUAAAUUCAGAAGAUGUUAAGAAUAAAGAUAUAAUCAUAUCAGAUAUAAUACAACUGUUAAGUCAAUCACAUUUACUUGGAGAACUUUUAAAUAAAGUUUCUGAUGAUUCUGAAGCUAAUCAUAAUAUUACCAAUUACUUUACUAAUUCUAUAAUGGCCAAAGAAUUAGAUAGUUCCACCAUAGUUUCUGCCUUAGGUUAUUCAGGUUUAUUACAAGAUUUUUUUCAAUAUAGUUUAGAAGAUGAAGAAUUAAAAUCCCAUGCCUUUGCUUGUGCACAAGAGUUAAAUCUGAAAGGUGAACUCUUUAGUGAUGAAACCACUCAAGCUGAGAAUCAAUAUGAAACCAUUAAAGUAAUCAGUAAGAGAGAUACAGACAUUGUUGAUAAGAUUGUUGACUCCAUUAAAAAUUCAACUACUUUUGCAUCUACUUUGAAUUAUGUUUUAAAUAAUACUUUCUUAGAAGAAAAUGGUAAAGAAGUAUUAACAGCAGUGUUGAAAAAAGUUCCCAAAGAAAAGAUAUUUACUGCUAUUACUCAAUCAGGUCUUGCUAAAGACGUCAUAAGUAAAGUUCAAGAAUCUUCUACAUUAAAAUCAAUAUUUUCUGAAGUCCUUGGUUUUCAAUUAUUUUCAAAAAGAGCAUCAGUAGAUGCUGAUGUUAGUGCUGGUGUUGAUGUCUCCUUUUCAGUAGAUACAAGUUUACCUGUUAUUUCAGCCCCUAUUGCAUCUAGUGAUUUCCCUAUUGUCGUUCCAAUAACAACUGCAGCUCCAUUAGCCGAUCCUAUUGAAUCUGUGUUAGACAUUGCUUCUUCAGCUCCUACCGAAACUACUCCUGCUACUACAUCAACAUCAGGUGGGUUGAUUGAAGGUCUUCUUGGAGAUGUUUUGGGUGAUGGUUCAAAAACAACAUCUUCUCCUGCUACUACAUCAACCUCAGGUGGGUUGAUUGAAGGUCUUCUUGGAGAUGUUUUGGGCGAUGGUUCAAAAACGACUUCUACUCCAACCGCUGCAGUUACAGUUACGCCAGCAGCUACAAGUACAGCUAAAGGAAUUGUUGCUGAUAUUUUGAGUGAUCUUUUAGGUGGAGGUUCAAAAAGCACUACUCCAGUAGUUACUCUUGCAGCAACUACAGCUGGCACUGCUUCCACAUCUACUUCCAGUGGUAGUUCUUUGAUUGAUAUCAUUGAAGGUCUUUUCUCAAAAUCCAAUUCUACAAGUUCAACAACUCCAAGUUCAUCUACUACUACAUCUACCGUUAGUGGAAGCGAUUUAAUUGAUGAACUUCUUAAGGCAGUUGAAAGUGCUUUCAGUGACUUAUUUAGUAAAGCUGGCGGUGGUUCAGGCUUAUUAGCUGAUAUAUUCAGUGUGGUUGGUUCUGUAUUUACUGAAUUACUUGACCAUUUUAAAACUACAAGUUCCACAACUGGAUCUGGAGGAAGUUUAUUAGAUGAUGUGAUUAGUACUGGUGAAGGCCUUUUAUCAGAAUUAUUCCUGCAUUUGAAAUCUAGUAAUUCGACUUUGUCCUCGGGAGGAAGUAUUCUUGAUGAUAUACUUCAUGCUGGAGAAGGAUUACUUUCUGAAAUUUUUGAUAAAAACUCAACAAGUACAUCUUCAACAGGAGGGAGCUUUUUGGACGAUAUUGUUCAUAUUGGAGAAGGAUUAUUUUCUGAUUUAGUUGGUCACUUUGAAGGUAAUUCCACCAGCGGAGGUUCAUUAUUAGAUGAUGCUCUUCAUUUUGGAGAAGGUUUAUUCACUGAUUUACUCGAUCAUUUACUGGGUGUCGAUUCUACUUUAAGUCCAGGUACUGGUACAAGUUUAUUAGAUGAUGUAGAGAAAAUAGCUGGAGGCCUCUUCGAUGAUGUGAUUAGUUACCUUAAGGGAAAUAGUGGUACUAUAUUCUCAGAGAUACUUAGUAUAGGAAAGAGUUUAUUCAGCAGUAUAUUAGGUUCACUUGCAGGUGGUUCUAAUGGUAGUAUAUGGGAUGAUAUACUUACCAUUGGAAAGAAUCUUUUCGCAAAGGUAUUCCCUUAUGUUACAAAUUAUUUGAAAGAAAAUGGAAGCUCUAUAUUCCACGACUUACUUGCCAUAGGUGGUGGAUUAGUUGCUGAUUUACUUGAUCAUAUAAAAUCUGGUGGAUCUGGACUUUUGAGUGAUAUCCUUGGUUUUGCUAAAAGCCUUUUCAGUUCACUUUUCAGUGGUAGUGGUAGUUCCAGUUCAAGUAGUAGUUCAAGCGGAGGAAGUUUACUUGACUGGAUUGGUAGUUCUAUAAUAAAUGCCUUAGGAGGUUCUUCAUCAGGCUCAUCAAGUUCAACUUCAGGCACUAGUUCCAGUUCAGGAUCAGGUUCAGGAAGCCUUUUUGGAUCUACAAGUAGUUCCAAACCCUGUUGUUGUGGAACCACAAGAAAAGCAAAAAGAGAUAUCAAGAGUAUACUCAGAAGAAAUGUAAGAGCUUCUCUUAGAUCGAUACAUAAAAGAAAAGCUGAAGAAUUCACAAAGUUAAGAUAUAUCGAAUUCAUUGACUCAUUAUAGUUUAGAAGUCAAUCUGCAUAGUUGCAAAUUUAUACCUAUAGUUAAUAAAAAAACUCUAUUUAACAAAAAAUAAUGUACUAAUAUCUUUUUUGGAGAAAAUCAAAACAAUUGUAGAAAGAGUAGUCAUAUUUUCUAGAUUAAAAGUUAGUUGUCGUCAUUUUGAAAUUUAAACCUAAAUGUUUUUAUGUACUUCUCCUCACUCGUAACCAAGAACUUAUUCUCCGUCAACAAGGUGCUACCCUUUUUCAUGUGAGUUUUCAUCUAGACGGAUUCGUAACCAUUCAAAUUUUAUCUUACACAUAAUUGCCUUCAACUUCCCUUUUUACUUCUUGUUACGUUGAUCUGUGUAUUCACUGUAUAAUUCAGUGAGGUAUAUUCAUUGGACCAUCAACUGGUUAUGGUGGACCGCUAUUCCAAACCACCAAAGUUGUGCCAUUUG
Scheffersomyces coipomensis is the source of this 3504-nucleotide messenger RNA. RefSeq lists its product as uncharacterized. The coding region runs from base 405 to 3065 and encodes 886 amino acids. NCBI's taxonomy places the organism in Eukaryota, Fungi, Ascomycota, Pichiomycetes, Serinales, Debaryomycetaceae. The record is from RefSeq and is a predicted model, not a curated record. The transcript has a single exon.